GUAAGUUGAUAUUAUUUGGCCAACAACUAUAGAUUGUUUAAAAUGAAAACUUAUUUCAUUAAACUGAUUAUUUUAGGGAUCUUAUGCUGGCUAUAUGUUAGGCAUAAUCAAACUACAGCCUCUAGUGCUUUUAUUGUCGAUGGUACGCAAGCUGCUUUGGGGCAAUUUCCUUGGCAUGUGCUCUUAAGACGAGAUGCCCAAGAUGAAUUAUUAGGUGCUGGUUCUAUUAUUGCUAAUAAAUGGGUUUUGACCGCAGCUCAUUGUGUUUAUGGUCGCAGUUUCGUUCACUUGGAAUUUGGCACCGUAAAUCUCUACUUUGAUGGUCUUAUUAUGAAUUCUACUAAAUUUUAUAUAUAUCCCCAAUACAAUCACCGAUACCUUACCGAUGAUAUAGCUUUGAUAGAACUACCUGAAGAAUUGACAUUUGACCAAAAUAUAAAUGCCAUCGAAUUGGUAUCUUCAAUAUAUGUUUCAAACGAUUUUGUAAACGAAAUUGGUAUUGUAACUGGUUUCGGUUGGCCAUCUAAUCAAGCUAAUAACUUUUCCGAAUGGUUAUUAUGGGGCAAUGUAGAAGUUAUCAGUAAUGAAGAUUGUGCCAGAGAAUUUGAUGAAAAUAUUAUAGAGAAUACAGCUAUGUGUACGAUUGGUUAUGCUGGUAGCGAUAUAACUCCCUGUAAGGGUGAUUCUGGUGGUGCUUUAGUUUGGGAGAAUCAAUAUGGAAAACUUGUACAAAUUGGUGUAGCAUCAUUUGCCAAGGUAAACAGGUGUUCGGAAUUUCCGGCAGCUUAUGCGAGAGUAACUUCGUUUUUAGUUUAUAUACACAAUAUAACGGGUUUAUAUUAAAGAAGACUUGAGAGCUUGAGGUAAUAUUAAGUAUUUGUUAGUGUAAUAAUAAAGGUAUUAGAGGAAAUCUAA
This is a messenger RNA of Lucilia sericata (common green bottle fly), 915 nucleotides long. Its product is annotated as brachyurin-like. Lineage: Eukaryota; Metazoa; Arthropoda; Insecta; Diptera; Calliphoridae. The record is from RefSeq and is a predicted model, not a curated record. The transcript has 2 exons. Gene Ontology annotation, molecular function: serine-type endopeptidase activity. The coding region runs from base 43 to 843 and encodes 266 amino acids. Gene Ontology annotation, biological process: proteolysis.